AUGGAGUUCUUAAUCGACACCAAGACCUUGACUGGACUGAAGGACAAAGUCGUCUUCAUCACUGGAGGUUCCAAAGGGCUGGGGCUGGCAGCCGCCACUCAAUUCGUGGAACUGGGUUCCAAGGUGGUCAUUGCCGAUUUACAACCACCAUCCAGGCCCCUUGAGGGCUCCGUCUAUUCCUACUGCGAUGUGACGAAAUGGCCCACGCUCCUCGCAGCCAUGCAGGAGACAGUCCGGCUUCACGGAUCACUGGACGUCGUGGUUGCCAAUGCCGGAAUUGGCGAGGUCGAGGAUGUCUUCUUUGACGCCGUGGACGAAUUCACAGGAGAGCUACAGGAGCCAAAGCUAUCCGUCAUAGACGUGAACCUGAAGGGUGUCAUAAAUACAGUGAAGAUAGGCAUCCACCACAUGCGGAAACAGCCAGGUGGCGGCGCCAUCAUCAUGACAUCGUCCUCUGCCGGGUACCUGGGAGAAAAACUGAUACCGGCAUAUAACGCCGCUAAGCACGGGGUCGUGGGCUUGAUGAGAUCCCUGAGAGCAACCACGGAGAAGUUCAACAUUACCGUGAACGUGGUGGCGCCAUGGAUGGCCGAGUCAAAUCUUAUCCAGGAUCAAAUCCGGCAGGUUCUAAAGGAAAACCAUGUUGAAAUUACUAAUGCCGGCAAGGUUGGGAAAGCCAUGGCCUACCUUGCUUGCAGAGGGUUGAAUGGGAAGACAGUCUUUGUUGGCAGGAAUCACUUUACCGAGCUAGAAGACAAGAUUUCCGAGCUGGAGCCUCAGUGGCUCGGCCGGGAGAAUUCCAAAGCGUGGCGGGCAACGAACCAAAGCAACUAUUUCUACAAUCAGAGCUGUUUAUAG
Molecule: messenger RNA, 858 nt
Organism: Clonostachys rhizophaga
Lineage: Eukaryota; Fungi; Ascomycota; Sordariomycetes; Hypocreales; Bionectriaceae
Source: the annotation of a GenBank genome assembly